This is a messenger RNA of Gracilinanus agilis (Agile Gracile Mouse Opossum), 924 nucleotides long. RefSeq names its product taste receptor type 2 member 3-like. The transcript has a single exon. Gene Ontology annotation, cellular component: membrane. The record is from RefSeq and is a predicted model, not a curated record. Lineage: Eukaryota; Metazoa; Chordata; Mammalia; Didelphimorphia; Didelphidae. Gene Ontology annotation, biological process: sensory perception of taste; detection of chemical stimulus involved in sensory perception of bitter taste; G protein-coupled receptor signaling pathway. The coding region runs from base 1 to 924 and encodes 307 amino acids. Gene Ontology annotation, molecular function: bitter taste receptor activity; G protein-coupled receptor activity.
AUGCCGAGUUUAAGUGAACUUGUAGCCUUUGUUGUGACCUCCAUCAUGUUUUUUCUGGGUGCUUGGAUAAAUGGCUUCAUUGUGUUGCUGCACUGUAUCACUUGGGUCAGAAAUAGGAAAAUUUCUUUUUCUGACUUCAUCAUUCUGAAUUUGGCUCUCUCCAGAAUCAUCCUGCAAGGGUUACCAAUGGUUGGUGUUGUGUUCAUGGUUUUUUAUCCUCAUUUAUUUCAUGUAGGUUUUUAUGUGAAAUUUCUCGAUAUUUUCUGGUGGUUUACCAACAACUUAAGCAUCUGCCUGACAACCUGCCUCAGUGUCCUCUACUGCCUGAAGAUUGCCAACUUCUCCAACCAGGCCUUCCUCUGGCUCAAGAGGAGGGUUUCUCAUGUGGUUGUCUGGAUUCUUGUGGGAUCUGUGCUCUAUUCCUUCACUAUAUUGGCAUUGACUCUAAAAUACCACGUUUAUUCUGCCAUGAAUCAAAUGAAACACUCAGGAAAUUACACUAAAGAAGUCAAAAGAAUGAGAACUCAUUAUUAUCUGUUGAAUUUUCUUGGUACUCUCUGGUCACUCAUUCCACUCUCCUUGUCCCUGACCUCAUCUGUCCUGCUCAUUCUCUCCCUGGUGAGACAUACCAGGCAGAUGAAACAUCAUUCCAUUGACAUGAGGGACCUGAGCACCAUGGCCCAUGUGAGAGCUACCAAAGUCAUCCUCUCCUCUUUCAUACUCUUCAUUGGAUACCUCCUAGCCUUCUUUCUUGCUAAGUCUACUUAUUUCUUUCUAACCACCAAGAUAUCAGAGAUGAUUUGGUCACCAAUUUUCAUAAUUUAUCUCUCUAUUCAAACUUUCAUUUUAAUCCUGGAAAAUCAAAAGCUGAAGCAAGCAUUCCUCAGGAUGUUUCAGGUCAAAAAGUGGUGGCUAAAAUGUUAG